AGGAUUGGUCAGGCGCCAAGCCCUCUCCCCCGGCCUGGCCGGCGCCGUGUCCGCCCCUCUCGCCAGACUGCGGCCCUGGGCCGGCGCCGCCCACUCCGGAGCCGGGGGAGGAGGGUGAUGUUCCCUUCCCCGCUCGCUGUGGUGCGGUCCCGGGGCGGGGCGGGGCGGAGUGGCAGCGGCGUGAGGCGCUGUCAGUGCCGGGUCCUGCAGCUCCGCGGAAGGAAGCGCCCAGAGCCCGCAGCAUGGAGUCGCACCGCUGGCUGCCCCUGGAGGCCAAUCCCGACGUCAUUAACCAGUUUCUCAAACAGUUAGGUAUACAUCCUGACUGGCAAUUUGUAGAUGUGUAUGGUAUGGAUCCAGAACUACUUAGCAUGGUGCCAAGACCUGUUUGUGCGGUGCUACUUCUCUUCCCAGUAACAGAAAAGUAUGAAACAUUCAGAACAGAAGAGGAAGAGAGAAUAAAAGCCCAGGGACAAAAUGUCAGAUCAUCAGUAUAUUUCAUGAAGCAAACCAUCAACAAUGCUUGUGGAACAAUUGGACUUAUUCAUGCUAUUGCAAACAAUAGAGAUAAAAUGAACUUCGAAUCAGAUUCUACACUGAAAAAAUUCCUGGAGGAUUCGUUACCUAUGAGUCCUGAAGAGAGAGCCAAAUAUUUAGAAACCUAUGAAGCUAUUCGUGUUACUCAUGAAUCCAGUGCCCAUGAAGGUCAGACUGAGGAUCUACCCUAGAAUGAAAGUUGCCAGCCUCAAAUGUUCAAAAAUCAUGACUGGAUUAAAAAUAAUGAGAUUUUUUUUCUUUUAGUUGGGGUUUUUUAUUUCCCGUUAGGUUUCUGAGCCAUUAGGGUGCCUUGGGUCACAUUUUCAAGCUUUUCUCCAUAGCCAAGAAAGUCUGGUAACUUCAUUUUUUAGUGAAAACAGAGAUUCUCCUGUAAGCACAUGGAGUUGGGGUUUUAAGAAAAAUACCAAAUAUUGUAAAACUUUUAAUAAAAUCACAAGAGUUGA
Messenger RNA from Chrysemys picta bellii (western painted turtle), 1001 nucleotides. It is a transcript of the gene UCHL3, whose product is annotated as ubiquitin C-terminal hydrolase L3. Gene Ontology annotation, molecular function: cysteine-type deubiquitinase activity. Gene Ontology annotation, cellular component: cytoplasm. Gene Ontology annotation, biological process: protein deubiquitination; ubiquitin-dependent protein catabolic process. Lineage: Eukaryota; Metazoa; Chordata; Testudines; Emydidae. The record is from RefSeq and is a predicted model, not a curated record.